Messenger RNA from Lodderomyces elongisporus, 609 nucleotides. RefSeq names its product RNA polymerase II subunit A C-terminal domain phosphatase (gene SSU72). The record is from RefSeq and is a predicted model, not a curated record. Gene Ontology annotation, cellular component: mRNA cleavage and polyadenylation specificity factor complex; nucleus. Gene Ontology annotation, biological process: termination of RNA polymerase II transcription. Gene Ontology annotation, molecular function: RNA polymerase II CTD heptapeptide repeat phosphatase activity. The coding region runs from base 1 to 609 and encodes 202 amino acids. The transcript has a single exon. NCBI's taxonomy places the organism in Eukaryota, Fungi, Ascomycota, Pichiomycetes, Serinales, Debaryomycetaceae.
AUGGAGUCACAUAAACAGCUAAUGGAUGCAGGAUACGACGUCCAUUCCUUUGGUACGGGUUCAGCGGUGAGAUUACCUGGGCCGUCGAUUGACAAACCCAAUGUUUAUGAAUUUGGAACUCCCUACGAGAAGAUUUUGCAAGACUUGGUGAGUCAGAAUGCCGGUAACACAUAUGAGCAUAAUGGUGUCUUGUCAAUGUUGAGGCGAAAUAAAGAUGUUAAGAAGGCACCAGAGAAAUGGCACUCGAACUACUAUGCUGGGAAAUUUGACUUGGUAAUCACAUGCGAAGAACGGUGCUUUGAUAGUGUUAUGGAGGAUUUGAUGUUCCGAAUGUCCAAUAGAGAUCAGAAAAUGGAAUUGAAGAGGGUUGUUCACGUUAUUAAUGUCGAAAUCCGAGACGACAAUGAAAAUGCAAUAAUAGGCGGAAGAGGUAUUUUAAAAUUGGUGAAUAUGAUUCAUGAUUAUCGAAGGAAACAGCUUGCAGAGAAGGCUGAUGAUAUUGAGGAUGAGCUGGUAUUAUUGUUAGAAGAUAAUAUGAUGAGCAUACUCACUGAAUGGCAAAAAGACCAUGCACAUUUACAAACACUAUACGGUGUAUCAUUCUACUAG